Messenger RNA from Pocillopora damicornis (cauliflower coral), 712 nucleotides. RefSeq lists its product as uncharacterized. NCBI's taxonomy places the organism in Eukaryota, Metazoa, Cnidaria, Anthozoa, Scleractinia, Pocilloporidae. The record is from RefSeq and is a predicted model, not a curated record. Gene Ontology annotation, molecular function: sequence-specific DNA binding.
CGAUAUCACGCACCGCCAUCUUGGAUCGAGUGUCGCACCAAAACGAGGCUGGACGGGCAUGCGGUCAUUUGGAGGGUUGCAUUACAUGGAGUUUGAGUGGAAAUAACUCGCAAAUAUGGCUCACGAUCAUUGCUGUGUAAAUUACUGUACGAACGACAAACGAAACGAAAGUGGUCAGAAUUUGUCGUUUUUCAACUUUCCUAAAAAUUCUUCACAGAGAUCGAAGUGGAUUGCCGCGAUAAAGCGAGACGAAGGGACGCUUUUUCAGAUCAAGAAAGGCUCUACUCUAGUGUGUUCUGCUCACUUCAAGUCAAGCGAUAUGUUUAAACCUAUAACAGGGCUUAUACGUCUGAAACCAGGAGUUAUGCCUUCGCAGUUUCAAUGGACGAAGUCGAGCCAAGACCGCCCACAAAAUAAACUACAAGAGUUAAAAACUAUGGCAGAACAGCAAGAACAAGAGGAGCGACGACAAUCUUUUGUCGAUUCAUUCCAGCAGGAUGUCAAAAUGGAGGAAGGGGAGACUGGAUCAGGAGGCCAGGGAGCCAGUGCUAGUGAUGAGCAAAUGGAAGAAAUGGCUACGGACGAACCGGAAAACGAAAACAUAGAACCCGCCGAAGUGAGUGCAGUGGAACAAAUUGAAAUCCUUAAAACACAAAUCAGUGAUUUAGAGCAACAGGUGGAAGAUCUAAAAGGGACCAGAUCAGCUGUUUGA